Nasonia vitripennis (jewel wasp) is the source of this 3540-nucleotide messenger RNA. It is a transcript of the gene Dok, whose product is annotated as docking protein 3. Gene Ontology annotation, cellular component: cytoplasm. The record is from RefSeq and is a predicted model, not a curated record. Gene Ontology annotation, biological process: positive regulation of MAPK cascade; cell surface receptor protein tyrosine kinase signaling pathway. Bases 566 to 2200 code for a protein of 544 amino acids. The transcript is spliced from 3 exons. Lineage: Eukaryota; Metazoa; Arthropoda; Insecta; Hymenoptera; Pteromalidae.
UUUGCACAUCAGUCGCGCGCGUGCAUAUGUGUGCAAAUUUAUAAGCGCCAGAAAGAAAGAGAGAGAGAGAGAGAGAGAGAGAGAAAGAAAGAGCGUUGUAGGUUGUAGGUACAGUGACACCGCGCAGCAGUCAGUGUCAGUGAUUACACGGCCGCGUUCGCGUGUUUUCCCGUUCACCUAACCCCGAUCUCACGUCGUUUUAUGCAUACACCGAUUUUCUUUCAUACUCACGGACUAGCGACAACAAAGUGCAAGUAUAAGACAAUUGUAUAACCGAUGAGCGACGCAGCGAGCCGGGACGACCUCCGGAAUCAUCGGCAUCAUCAACGCCGUCACCUAGACCUCGAGUCUCGGCUCUGGAGAAACGACACCCGGAGGUGUCUAGUUCUAGCACCGUCUGGAGCUGAUCAGUUCGCUCACUCUCUCCUCUCUCUUGUAUCCGCGAGAGAGGGAGAGAGGAAAACCGCCGCCGCCGCGCCCCUUUGGCUCGUGCUGCAGGACUUUCGCGCGUCGACCUCGGGAUCACUGCGACGCAUCGAGUUUAGAUAGCCAGAGAACGGAAGACAUGGAGCUCGAGGAGCCGCUGCUCCAGGGCCUGCUGCUCCUGCCGCCACAGGGAAUGCUGGGACAGCUCAAGAAAACAUGGCACAAGAAAUUUUGCCAAAUAUUCAGAGCCAGCAAGUAUGGCAUACAGCGGCUAGAGAUUUAUGACAAUCAAGAGGAAGCUAUAACUCAACAGCACACACAGCGAAUAAUUACUCUAGAAGCUUGUGUUAAAAUUGCACCAAGCAACCAACCCCAUGUUUUCACUCUGGUUACAAAAACUGGAGUCCAUCACUUCGGCUGUUGCUCCGAAGCUGAGAUGGCUAACUGGAUAGGUGCAUUUCAAUCUGUUGCAUUCAAAGAUGAUUCUUCAAAUUUAACCGUAGAAGAAGACAAUGAUCUGUACUGCACAAGUGGUGAAGGUGUGUUUUCUGUAAAAAUAGCAGAAACAGAUGCUUCAAGAAAGUGUGGUCUGGAGCUCUGGAAAAAUUAUACCCUCAUAGUGGGAGCCACUGAAAUGAAACUAAUGGAUGGAAACAGAAUGAUGUACACCUGGCCCUACCAAUACAUCAGGAAAUAUGGAUACAGGGAUGGAAAGUUUACUUUUGAAGCGGGAAGAAGAUGCGGUUCUGGAGAAGGUGCCUUUUGCUUAGAACACAAGAACCAAUUAGAAAUUUUCAGGUGCUUUGUAUCCAAUAAGACGAAAAUGAAGCAGAUGCUCAAUGGUGAGAAUAGCCCGACUGUAGAAAAUAACGAUGCUCAAUUUCAUGCUGCCUUAUCAAUGGAAGCAGGAUCGCGUUCACCCCUGCCGCCAUCAAUGAAUAGUUCCAAAAAUCUCAUAGACUUGGACAUUCCAUCUUUUUCUCAAAGUUCACAAAAGCCUUUGCUCAUUCCAAUAUCUCCAACAGAACCUGUCAAGCCACCAUUACCAGCCAAGCCAAAGCCUAUAAAACCUCCGAGAAAACCCGUGUUUACGUCGAAAAUAGAUAAAAAGACGUACGAUACCGAAAUCUUGGAUUUGCAAACGUCCGGAAAGUACAGAAGAUUGAAUUCACCCACGUCUCCUGAGCCUCCCAGGAAGAACAUUGUCGUCACCAACGAUGAAAAACAUUCCUAUGAUUUAGUUGAAGUCAGAAGUGAUGCAUGGAAAACCCAUGGAAUGGACAGUGUACCACACACAGAAAGGCUGAAGCAAUCAAAACAGAUAAAGAACGAGAAGGAUAGUCUGGAAGAUCCACAUUACGAAACCAUGACCUUCCCGUCGUCUACGCAAAAUUCCAUGAAGAGUAAUUCUUCGUCAAUUAUACACAAUAUUCCAAGUCCGAACGAUCCUCCCGACUACGAUAGACUACAGCACUUCGGAUCGAUUUAUAAAAGCAAAAAUAAACCAGGAUACAGAACUCCAAACUGCUCGACUAUAUCUCAAAAUUCCCAGCUAAUGUCUCAAAUAUCACUGGACUCGAAUCCUAGCUGUAAUAAUUACGACGUCGUCGAGGAUAUGAAUGCGGUCAGAUUAGCUGAUGACAGUCAUCAUGGAUACGGUAUGAUAAGAAAGAAAUCCAAUUCUUCCACUUCAUCUACCAAUCCAUUGGAGCCAAAACACAAAAUUAUUAACGACAGUGAAUAUGCCAUUGUAUCGAAACCUAAAAGAGUUUAGAAACCAUCUCAAUAAGUUUGAUAGCUUUAAGUUACUUAAAAUCGAUUCAAUAACGCGAAAAAGUUGAACUGUCUUACUGCCAUUAGCACAAUGUUUAGUCAAAAAGUGUCAUGAUAUCGCGCGUCAUAGUUAUAUAGGCAGUUUCUUUAUCAAACGCACUUUUUUUUAUAAAUGAAUAAGAUCUUGAUUCAUACAAAAAUUUAAUAUUUUUGAUAUCCUAUACAAAUUUAAGCACGAUUCAGAACUACUCAUAUCUCAUCAUGGUCAAAUUGAUUUUAAGAAAUUUAACGCCUUACCUUUGUGCUAAGGAAAAAAUAUUUUAACUAGUAUUUAAAUUCCGAUGUGAUUCUUAUACUUUGUUUAUGCGAUAUUGAUCUUGUUCCUUGUUCAAAUCUGACCAAGUCUUGUACAUUUAUUGACUGAUCGAAACUCUGAUCUAGUGUCUUAUUGUUAUAUCGUAAUUAUUAUUGUUAGUAAUAGGAUAAGAAACUUGAACCAAAUUUAAAAAAAAAUCUUAUCAGAUCUUUGAACUCUCAGAGUCGAACCAGUGUACUUACUAUGACUUUGUCAAAUAAUUAUACUUGUUGUUAUUGUUACAUCGAAUUAACUUCUGAUAUAAUAUCAGAAUAGGUUUAUAUUUUUAAAUUAUAUUUUAUAUAUAUAUAUUGCAUUCACUUUCAUACUUAAAGUGUAGGUUAUGAGGUACCUAAAGUGUCUAAACGUGAUAUGUAUAAGAGCGACCAAAGAAUGAUGUACGAGACUAUAAGCAUAAACGAGAAAUUUUUGUAACUUGUGGUUUGCCAUAAAGAAAAUCAAAAGUAUAGUUUGAAAUUUUUAGCAAGUAAACAAUCAAUGCUGAUAGUCUCUUGUGUGCCUUGUAAUUUUGUAGGGAAGGACAAGUUUUGCAGGACCAAUAAUUUUAGCUUAUUCAGAAUUAUUAGCUUUAACAUUUAUCAAAUGUAGCGCAUCACAACUGUUCAGCUUUUUUUCAUUGCUCAAAAAAACCAUAAAUGAAUUGUGGCUGAAAUAAUUUUUAUAAUAUUCGUUUUAUUAAAAUAGAAUUUUUAUUUUAAAUUGCAAAUCCUUAAACAAAUGCGUUAAGAUUCUAAAAAUUUUAUUAAAACCUUAGCUUUUAAUAAAAAAGUUCUACAACAUUGCAUUUACAGUACUUUCAGUGAGUGAAAUUCAUUAUGUAAGUUCUAGCUGAGCUUGUCUGACUAAUGUGUCAAAAACAGCGUUUUUUAUACAAGAACCUUAUUUUAUUUGUAUAUUUACAAAGUGAAAAGAAAACAUUCGUACCUAUGUAACAAAAAUAUAAAAUAAAUUUUUAUACAACAAAA